AUGUUUUACCAACUGCCGGGGUAUACAAAUUGUCAUUUGGAUAACAAUGAGGAAUUGCAAAACAUGUUAUUGCUUGGUAAAUCAAUUGGAGUUGAACGAAUUGAUGUUGUUGUUGAGCAAAAAUCAGGCACUGAUAGACAUGGUAGUUUAGCAAAUCCAUGCAUUGAAGAUGAGGAUCAAACAAAUUUGCUUCGUAGAUAUUGUGCACACAGUGAGAAGGUUUUGUUGUCUUCAGUUUGGGCAAAUGGUAUUACGCAUAUUGGUCAAUGUUUCAUAGGAGGAGCAUUUGAGUUUCGUACUAUUUUAUGCAAAUAUGCAGUGCAAUGUGGGUUUAAAUUCAAAUAUUUGAAGAACGAUUCACAACGAAGUACUGCUAGUCCAAAGAGCAACCAAUUUUUCUACCUUAAGAGAUGGACUAAGAUACAUAGUUGUGGUGCUGAUGUUCGUACUUCAAAAAAUCCAAGGCUUAGCUCUGAUUUGGUGUCAAAUGUUGUAUCUGAGCGUGUUAGGGACAGACCACUAACGCGCCCUACUGAUGUGGCAUAUACUUUCAAGGCAGACUAUGGACUUGAUAUCAGCUACCAUAUAGCAUGGUUAGGUGUUGAGAAAGUGAGAGAGGCUAUGCAUUGUGAUUACUUAACAUCGUUUGACCAACUGAGAUGGUAUGGUGAUGCUGUUCAGCGUUAUAAUCCUGGAAGCCAUAUUAAUAUUGACUAUGAUUUGAAGACUAGUCAGUUUAAAAGAUACAAAGGGCAGUUGCUUGUAGCGACAGCUAAAGACGGUAACCAAGGAUUAUUUCCAAUAGCCUUUGCAAUUGUUGAUUCGGAGGGUGAAUCGAAUUGGUCAUGGUUUCUAUAUGAACUGUCAAAAGUAAUUGCUGAUGAUAGACGCAUGACAUUUGUAUCCGAUCGUAAUCUAGCGCUUUUGGAAGCAAUGCCAAAGGCAUUCCCAUCAGCAUAUCAUGGAUGGUGUUUACAACACCUAAAGAAUAAUUUUAGGGACAAGUUGAAGGGUAUGGAGAAUGGUUUCAAGGAACACUUAAUACGGAAGUUGGGUGAUUGUGCAUAUGAACCUACUGUGACAGGUUUUCAUGCAUUACUAGAAGAGUUGAAAAGUGAAGGGAAGCAACGAGCAUAUAACUUCUUGUCAAGGGGACAACGAUAUGGUGAAAUGACAUCCAAUGCUGCUAAAUCAUUCAAAAAUUGGAUUAAAGAAGCACGAAAUCUUCCAAUAACAAAAUUGGUUGAUACUAUCCGGAAUCAAAUAAUGUGUCAAAUGUCAGAGCGAAGGGAUAUUGCAAACAAGUGGAAUGGAAUUAUUUGCCCUACCUUUGAGACUAACCUCCAAGAUUCAUUCAAUUCUAGUAGGUCAUGGAAUGUGAGUAAAGCUAAUGAUGAUGUGUUCGAGGUGCAUUCGUUUCCAUCAGUUACGGUUGAUGUUGGACGCUGUGUUUGUUCUUGCUACCAGUGGCAAAUAAAUGGAUUUCCUUAUGAACAUGCUGUUGCGGCUAUCCAAAGGAGUGCAUAUAAUCUUAAUAAUUGUGUUGAAAAAUAUUUUCAUGUAGAAAAUUAUAGGGAAGCAUAUGCAGCAGUUAUUUUCCCAAUACCAUCUGUGGAGAAACCAGAUUUUUGCUCUAGCGAUUUCAUUAUAUUACCUCCAAUUGUAAAACGGCCAGCUGGUAGGCCGAGAAAGAGUAGAAUACCAUCUCAAGGGGAAAAAGUAAGUCAAAUCAGGUGUGACAGAUGUGGAAAGAUGGGCAGGCACAAUCGGAAGUCGUGUAAAGAACCAAUACAGAGUUAUAUUGGUUGA
Molecule: messenger RNA, 1809 nt
Organism: Camellia sinensis
Lineage: Eukaryota; Viridiplantae; Streptophyta; Magnoliopsida; Ericales; Theaceae
Molecular function (GO): zinc ion binding
Source: RefSeq, a predicted model, not a curated record